UUUGACGUGGGUGAACAAAAUAUACCCACAUCGGUCGUUUUAAUCCAAUAGCCUGCAAUUAAACCCCCAAAUCCACAUAAAACCCUUACUUAUUGUCUUCCUCGCUUAAACCCUGAUAAAACACCGUCGAAAAAAAGAAAAUCCUGAAAACUUAGUAUUUUUCUGAUGGCGGUUGAAGAAAUCAGAAGUCGACCAGCUUUAGUUCACCCUCCUAGAACCCUAAAUGUACAAAAAUUUGUGGAAUCCCGAGCUUCUGAGUUGGAAUCACUGCAUUCAGUAGCUUCAAAUCGAUUAGACAACGAUUUUAAAUCUCAGCGGAACAAGAGAAGAAGAACUAGAAGUCAUGAUAAUCGUCUAACGAAGAAAAAAUCUAGAAAAAGGAAAAAAAUAGGGUUAAUUGAUAAAGUUGAACCGGCAGAAGAAAAUGGGAACAAGAAGGUUCCUCGUCGAAUUCGUCGGAGACUUCAAUUAUCAAGUAAUCCAGAGAGAGGUUUCUGUGCUUCAGGAGAUGGGACGAAGAGGCUUAGAACACAUCUUUGGCAUGCAAAACGGUUUCGCAUGUCAAAACACUGGGGAUUUCAUCUUCCUGAAGGAUUGCAUGGCAGUGGAAGAGGUUCAAGGGCUCUUUUGAAAUGGUUUAAGCGUGGUACAGUUGUACAUGAUGCGAGCUACCAUCGUCCUGUCCAAUUGGAGGGUCCAGAGGAUUCAUUAAUGUCAAUUUUAAGAAUGGUUUUGGUCCCAACCCCUUCAGAAUCCACUUCUGUACUUUCAGGAGUUUGUUAUGGAAGUUCUAUGCUAUAUCACGUUGGAGCACCAAUCGCGCCAGUAACAUACAUGUGGCGACCUGUCACUAGGAAAAAUACUGAGAGUGAAUCUUUGAAGGUCUCUAGUCGAGCUGAAUUUGAAUUCACAUCAAACUCUGCGCGCGGUUCUCCAUUUCGUCAACUGUGGGUGUGGAUACAUGCUGCUGCUUUCGCUGAAGGAUAUGAUGCUCUUACAGAUGCAACUCAAAAACAGAAUAGUAAAGAGAUGGGUAUCUGUGUCAACUGCUUCCCGCUUGACGGCCACCUUUCGAAGCUGGAAAUUAUGGGUUCUAAGGCAAUUCAAGUUCUUCAAAAGAUACUACAUCCUGUUUCUGAGUCUUUGGACACGUCUUUCCAUUUGACAAAAUGUAUAGAUACCGAUAGUAACACUGGAAGCCAGAUUUCAAAAUCUUACAUCCUUGAACAUGCUGAGCACCUUCCUUCUGGUGCAAUUCUAUCUAUGACAGUGAAAGACCCUCGUGACUUGCCCAAAAAGGGUAUUGAAGGUGUCAUGGAUGCGCAUUCUGGAAAGAUUGACGCACAAGAAAAUUGUCUCGAUGGAUGUGCUACCUUGGGUAGGUCACUGGACAAGAAUCAAGAAAUCAUAUCAUCACUGUGGUCCGAAGCUGAAGCAAAUAGUGUUUUACUAUCUGACUAUGAGGACAUGUGGCGCAGUCGGAAUUCUUCAAGUCUUCCGCUGGAAGAGAAUCUUCUGUGCAUGGAGAAACAUGAAAGACGCAUGGCUUAUUUUAAUAUGAACGGCACAAGUUCAAGGGUAUCAAGUUCUGAAUGUAUGCCACAGUCAUCUAGAUCUUGCCCUGUUUUGCUUUUGAAGGACAAUGACCAACGGAGCUCUUAUGCAAGGUGGUGUAUCAUUCUUCCAUUAAGUUGGGUCAAGGCCUUCUGGCUUCCUCUCGUCUCCAGUGGAGCUCGCGCUAUUGGCUUUAGAGAGAAGCACCAGAUUGCAUGUGAUGUUGGGUUGCCUUCUUUUCCAUUUGGUUUUCCUGAUUCCAAGGCAUACUCAUCCUUCAAGGCUGAAGAAGCUGCUGUCUCUGACAAAAAAUUGGAACUCCGUCCUCCAGCUAUGAGGCCUCCAAGGGUGCCCAUACCACCUCCAUGGAGUAUCAUCAAGUUUUCUGUCGAAGGCUCCAUUAUUAGUGAGGGAGGUAUUCAAGCUUCCUGUAAGAAAUCUUCUAGUACAGAGAUAAACCUUGGCAAGUCAUGUGCAGACUUAGGCAACAAUAUUCAUUCAUCAUUACAAGAACAAGACGAGUCUUUUUUUGAAGGAUCUAUCGCAAGGACAUCCGAUAUGUUACGCAGUUACAUGAAUGAAAUCCAUGGAGAUCAUUUACUUUUAUUCCCUGAUGCAGAAAUGAGGUUGAAGGCUUUCUCUGAGAUGCUGAAUAGUGAAGGCAAUGUCAUACAGACGCCACAACUGGCUAAUCCAAGACCUGCUAAUUGGAAACCGUGUUUCCUUAGGGUCCAUAUACGUGCCUACAAAGAAGGUGUUUUCGAGGAUGGAGCUGUUGUUUGUGUACCCCGCCUUAGUGAUUUUUCACUGUGGAUAUCCAGAUCAGACGAUCAAGAGGAACGACUUCAAAUUCCAGAGUCAUAUAUAAUAAAGUCAUGUUAUGUUCAAAGACCUUAUGGUAAAUCGGAACUUAAAACACCAGAACAUUCCGCAGAGAGGGACUCUUUUAGGUGUCCGAUUGGCUUUGUAACUGCUGGAUUUGUUCUAGGAAGUGUGAAACCAGUAGCUGAAGCAUUCUGUGAGUCAUAUUUGCUUGCUGAGCUGAGAAGGGAGCAGUGGGAGAGCAUGCAGGAAAAGCAGAAGAAAGAGCAGGAGAUAUUCGUGUUGGUUAGGAAUCCGAGAUCUGUAUCCUAUAGACUUGCCUUGGCCACUAUCAUUCUUGAACAGAAAGCAGAAGACGUCGAGUUCAUGUGAAUUUGCUCUUUUUAUAUAUAUGGUAUUGGAUAAGUGAUUGUAAUUCUAUUCUGUGUAUCAUGGGUUGAGAAAAGAAAAAACGAAAGUUGAAAAUUAUGUCCGUUUUGGUACAAAUGUAAUUGAUUAGGGUCUGAAUUUCUUUAGGUAACUAAUUGGAUCUGAGUAUUUUUCUUUUUAAAAUUUUGCAUCUAUUUGGAUAA
Molecule: messenger RNA, 2948 nt
Organism: Papaver somniferum (opium poppy)
Lineage: Eukaryota; Viridiplantae; Streptophyta; Magnoliopsida; Ranunculales; Papaveraceae
Product: ribonucleases P/MRP protein subunit POP1-like
Exons: 10
Coding region: 166-2748 (860 amino acids)
Biological process (GO): tRNA 5'-leader removal
Cellular component (GO): ribonuclease MRP complex; nucleolar ribonuclease P complex
Source: RefSeq, a predicted model, not a curated record